Ceratitis capitata (Mediterranean fruit fly) is the source of this 1402-nucleotide messenger RNA. RefSeq names its product succinate dehydrogenase [ubiquinone] iron-sulfur subunit-like. Gene Ontology annotation, cellular component: mitochondrial membrane. The transcript has a single exon. Bases 106 to 1002 code for a protein of 298 amino acids. Gene Ontology annotation, molecular function: 2 iron, 2 sulfur cluster binding; electron transfer activity. NCBI's taxonomy places the organism in Eukaryota, Metazoa, Arthropoda, Insecta, Diptera, Tephritidae. The record is from RefSeq and is a predicted model, not a curated record. Gene Ontology annotation, biological process: respiratory electron transport chain; aerobic respiration; tricarboxylic acid cycle.
AUUUUGAGCAGGCAAUCCAUCUAUUGCCUAAAUGUAUUGAAUGAUUUGAAGUUUAAUUUAUUAAAUACAUACAUAAAAAUGUACAUAUAUUUUCUUUUCUAAACUAUGAGUUCACGAAAAUUUAAAAAUCUUAUGAAUAUCCGCACUUUGAUAAAGGAUUCUUCCAAAACACCAAGGGAAUCCUUAAAGACGCAAACAAAUGUAGAUAAAGCGAAAUCUUUGGCUGUACCAGUUACAGGUAAAGAUGCACCCCUUAUGAAAACAAUUCAAAUUUAUCGAUGGCAGCCUGGCGAAAAACCGAGACUUCAAAGUUACCGUAUAGAUCUACGGAAAUGCGGAGUAAUGGUUCUGGACGCCAUCAUUAAAAUAAAAAACGAAAUGGACCAAACUUUGACUUUUAGACGUUCGUGUCGUGAAGGAAUCUGUGGAUCAUGUGCUAUGAAUAUCGGGGGAAUUAAUGCUUUGGCUUGUACGAGUAAAAUUGACAGAAAUCCCUCACGAGUAUUAAAGCUUUACCCACUUCCGCAUAUGUAUGUUGUCAGGGAUCUCGUUCCAGAUUUGGGUCACUUCUAUGCACAGUACAGCUCUAUAAAACCAUGGUUACAACGUAGGAAUACUACUAAAAGCUCAACAGGAAAAGCACAAUAUUUACAACACGUUAAUGAUAGGAAAAAAUUGGAUGGAUUAUAUGAAUGUAUCCUUUGUGCUUGUUGUACUUCCUCGUGCCCCUCCUAUUGGUGGAAUGGCGAUAGAUACUUGGGACCAGCCGUUUUAAUGCAAGUAUUUCGAUGGGUUGUAGACUCGCGCGAUAACAAUACAGAUGAACGCUUGAAACAGAUAAGUGAUCCCUACAGCCUUUAUCGUUGUCAUACUAUACUUAAUUGCACUAAUACUUGUCCAAAGGGACUAAAUCCUGGUGAAGCUAUUAUUAAGUUGAAACAAAUGUUAAGCUUUAAAAAGAAACAAAGUCCUUUGCUAGAUACAACCAAGCUUCUAAAGUAAGUUAUAAGAAAAACUACGUACAAGGAAAUGGAAAUAAGUUUCAAUGUUAAAGGACAAUAAAUAUUUUGAAAAAUAUAAGUUGACUAAAUGAAAUUAAUUUUAUUAAGCACAUGCAUAUUCACAUUCAUACAUACAUGCGUAUGUACAUAUGUAUAUAUAACAAUGUUAUAUCAAAAACCCGAAAAAAAUAAUUUGGCUUAAAUAUAAGCAUGCAUACAUUUUCUAAAAAAAUUAAACAUUUUUUGAAUUUCCCAUAACUUUUAUAUUGAAUUUUCCUAUGUUAAUAGAUAUGGAGUAUGUAUAUUUGUAUGUAUUUAGAACUAACGUCUAACUCGCAAAUUUUUGAUUGUGAAUUCUUAAUACAUGUGAAUAAAUGCAAUGAUUGUUAAAUUUAAAAAAA